AUGAAUAAAACUAGAGCAUAUGAAAGUCGGGGUAAUAUAAAUCCACUUGAAUCUUUAGUUGAAAGAACAAAUAUUUUUCUUUAUGGUUUAUGGCGAAAUAAACAUAUAGAUCAGAAACAAUAUGAAAAAUUGAAAGUAGAUAAAGAACGAGCUGAACUAGCACAUCUUUAUUUUCUUCCAAAAGCGCAUAAACCAAACACACCAUUGAGGCCAAUGAUGGCUGGAAUGAAAUCUCCAACGGUUAAUAUAUCGAAAUGGUUAGAUAAUCUUCUAAGGCCCAUAUUCGAUCAACUAGCAGUUGAGACGACAGUAUCAAAUGGGGCGGACUUAAUAAAAAAAGUGGAAAGAUGGUCGGCAAGGAAUCUAAUAAUAACCACAUCUUUUGUUACCAUGGAUGUUACAGAUCUGUAUACCAUGAUACCACAAGAAGGAGGUGUAACAGCCAUAAAACGCCUAAUAGAAGCAAGUGGUCAUAAGCGAAUCGAUGGUGUGAAAAAAGAGAUCAUUCUAGCACUCACCAGAUUUGUGAUGACGAACAACUAUUUCUAUUUCGAUGGCGUUUAUUACAAGCAAAUAAGAGGAGGAGCAAUGGGUUCGCCACUCACGUUGACAAUUGCGAAUGCUUACAUGUACUUCGUCGAACGUCCGAUUGCAAAAUGGGCUAGUAGAACUUCAUCUUUAUAUUUCAGAUAUAUUGAUGAUUUAUUUAUUAUGUCGAACAUACAUGCAGAUACAUUGAAAGGUCUCGUAAGGUUCUGGAAUAGACUCGAUAAAAAUAUCGAACUUUCCGAAUCAAUCGGUACAUCUGCAGAGUAUUUAGACGUCAAACUUGAGAAUCGAGGAGGUAAAUUAAUGUCAGAUGUGUUUCACAAACCAUCGCAUGAACCAUAUUUUCUCCCUUUCUCGAGUAUACAUGCUGAACAUAUAAAAACGAAUAUACCAUUUGUAGCUAUAACAAGAGCUAUGAGAUAUUGUUCAACUUUUGAAGCUUUCAAACAUGAAGAAAUUCAUAUUUGUAUGGCACUAUUAUUGAACAAAUAUCCAAUAGUCUUUAUUCUCAAACAAUUUGAAAGAGUUUACCGAACAUUUCAAUGCCAAAUCCCAACAAAAGGGAAUUUCUCGAGAAUAAGAGAAAUCUUUCUCGAUGCAACAUAUGAAAGACCGAAGAAAGCUGGAAUAAACUUCGAAGUCGCAAUUUNAACUUUUGAAGCUUUCAAACAUGAAGAAAUUCAUAUUUGUAUGGCACUAUUAUUGAACAAAUAUCCAAUAGUCUUUAUUCUCAAACAAUUUGAAAGAGUUUACCGAACAUUUCAAUGCCAAAUCCCAACAAAAGGGAAUUUCUCGAGAAUAAGAGAAAUCUUUCUCGAUGCAACAUAUGAAAGACCGAAGAAAGCUGGAAUAAACUUCGAAGUCGCAAUUUCAUGCCAUUUUUCCUUCGACAAAGAAAUGCAUAACUUCCCGACUCGAUUCCAUCAAUUAUGGAACACUUGUUUCGGAGAUACAGCAAUUGGUAGUAUGAAACCGAUCGUGGGUUCUAAAAGAUUGCAUAAUCUUCAAGAUUAUCUUGUGAAAAAGAAACCAGAUCGAUCACUACUUUCUGUAAACAGCCUUUGA
Adineta ricciae is the source of this 1614-nucleotide messenger RNA. The record is from the annotation of a GenBank genome assembly. NCBI's taxonomy places the organism in Eukaryota, Metazoa, Rotifera, Eurotatoria, Adinetida, Adinetidae.